Messenger RNA from Pyricularia pennisetigena, 1245 nucleotides. RefSeq lists its product as uncharacterized. Bases 1 to 1245 code for a protein of 414 amino acids. The record is from RefSeq and is a predicted model, not a curated record. NCBI's taxonomy places the organism in Eukaryota, Fungi, Ascomycota, Sordariomycetes, Magnaporthales, Pyriculariaceae. The transcript has a single exon.
AUGGUCAGGAAGAACCGGCGCCGCCGAGCAACGCCCCCAGGCGACCGGAGAACGCGUGUCCGCCUCGAUGACGAGGGCCUGCGGCCGCAGGACUGCUGCGAAUCAGCAAUUGUCUAUCGCACAAACCCUUUUGCAGCUUUCAAUGCUCCUACAAACUUCGGAUUCAGUCAUGACAUAGCGACCAGCAACAUGUCCCCAUCGUCAGUCGAGUAUCGCAUGAGCGUCUUGUUUCCGCACGGGAUCAAGAUCCGCGACACCCCCAGGUUCUACGAUCCGAACGACCACUUCGACACGAAUCCCACCCACGGCAAUUUUCAUCGCAUCCCGAAGGAAGAUGGAGAGUUGUCUGCCCACGGCCUAGCUGAGGUUUGGGUCGCGCCAUCGCUACUGAAAGACUUCAUUCAGAGCUAUAAUGCCUUGUUGAGAUGCCCACACGCCUCAAUCGAAACAAAAAAGGCUGAAGUCAUGAGCCUCCUCUUUCGGAGGACCAGUUAUGGUCUCCCGCCACACGUUUGGAAAGCAAUGAACUGCUUCCAGAUCGAGAGACGACUGGGCACCCGCCUGGCCACCCCGAACACCGGCUUCGGGAGCAACCCUACGAAUGCUGCCUCUCCUCCCAUCAUUCAACCUUGCACCUACAGCCUGGUUGACAGUGAUCCUUCCGACUGCAGCUACUGGAUCCAGACGCUCGGCUUUGGGAGAGGCUGGUCGGAGUCGUUUAUUGGGCUGACACUGCAAUUGGAUAAUCGAAUCAUCUUGCCCUAUCUCACCGUUGAAUUUUGGCGCGAAGGCGAAGGCGAGUUUGGCUGUGUGAACAGGAUGGCUAGAAACGCGGGGAUCGCCCUUUACAACAGAUACCUUCUGCGUGAGAGGUCGGUUACUAGGUUGGUCGAGGAGCCAACUUGGGACGCCCGAGACACUGGCGAUCCUUUACAAGAUAUCAAGCAUUAUGGUAUCGUCAUGUCGGAGACGGGUUUUACUGUGCGAGUGUUCCAACCCGACAGGCCCGGGAGCGAGAGUGGUGUACAAGGCAAUUUAAAGACUGAUACUUGCAGAAACCUCACUGGACUUAUGAGGUGGACGGGAUGCACCGCAUUUGAGAUGAUGUCCGGUACUCUACGACAGCAAGCUUCAGUUUGGUACCUGCUGAGCUGGGUAAACGAGAUUCAUCGCUGGGCGAUCGGAGCUUAUGCCCCUGGUUGCGCUCGUGAUAUCGAUCGCUGCAUGGCAAAGAGGCCGUGGUGA